This is a messenger RNA of Triplophysa dalaica, 2716 nucleotides long. It is a transcript of the gene prmt8b, whose product is annotated as protein arginine methyltransferase 8b. Gene Ontology annotation, molecular function: protein-arginine N-methyltransferase activity. The coding region runs from base 563 to 1798 and encodes 411 amino acids. Gene Ontology annotation, cellular component: plasma membrane. Lineage: Eukaryota; Metazoa; Chordata; Actinopteri; Cypriniformes; Nemacheilidae. The transcript is spliced from 10 exons. The record is from RefSeq and is a predicted model, not a curated record. Gene Ontology annotation, biological process: peptidyl-arginine methylation.
UUCCACACUCCCGGUCUUUUUUGACUCUAGAAGUACAACUUUCUGACCUCAACGGAGCACAAAUGCAGGUGGACAAUGCAUGUCUAUGACAUGUAAAAAUGGAUUCUUGCGUUAAACGUGUUUAAGCAGUGCAGCCAAAGAGAAGCGGGAAAUUAAAGAUGCGUUCUCAUCUGUCACAAUCUUAGUAACGCAGAGAUGCUCAGCGGCAGGUGAUGCGAAUGCGGGCGCGUCUUGGCUCAACUGGUCUCCAAGUGGCGCGAUCUCUCCAAGAACUUUUGAACGAUGGAGAAACAGAAUUUAUCUUUCUCUAAGAGUCGCAUUUUAAAGCAAGAACAUCGAUUUACGCGACUAUUUAAGAAGUCCUUAUGACAAUUCUUUAUUCUUUUUAUUUAGCAAUUAUUGUUUAUUACGCGAAGCAUUUUAAAUGAACAAACGUGUCGACUCUUAGGUGCAAAUCGGAUAUUUUGCUUUAUGCAAAAAAUCCCUAAAACUGCAGGGCAUUAAGUGAGAGCACUGACUGAGUUUUGCGCUUAUCGAGUUCAUCCGAAUCCCGUUGGCUCGUAUGGGACUGAGGCACUCAUCGCGGUGCCUGCUGCUGCGGAGAAAGAUGGCGGAGGCGGACAGCUCGGAGCGGCAGCAGAAGCAGCACCAACAACGCAUUUCCACCAUCCCCUCGUCUCAAUCCCUUCAACCAUCUCCACUACCAAAGCCGGUGACCUCUGUUCGCCAUGUUCCUCACCCACCACACACGCCAAAUGUCUCUUCACUAUCUGCUUGUCCAGGCCGAGGCAAAAUGGCCAAGCUGCUCAACCCAGAAGAGAUGACAUCCCGGGACUAUUACUUUGACUCCUAUGCCCACUUUGGAAUUCAUGAGGAGAUGCUGAAGGAUGAGGUCAGGACACUAACCUACAGAAACUCGAUGUAUCACAAUAAACAUAUCUUUAAAGACAAGAUUGUUCUAGACGUGGGCAGCGGAACUGGAAUCCUCUCCAUGUUCGCAGCCAAGGCCGGUGCCAAACACGUGUAUGGGAUCGAAUGCUCCAGUAUAUCAGAGUACUCUGAGAAAAUCAUCAAAUCAAAUCACUUAAACAACGUUAUUACCAUCAUUAAAGGAAAGGUGGAGGAGGCCGAACUGCCAGUGGAUAAGGUGGACAUCAUCAUUUCAGAAUGGAUGGGCUACUGUCUCUUCUAUGAGUCUAUGCUGAACACAGUCAUCUACGCCAGGGACAAAUGGCUGAAACCUGGAGGAUAUAUGUUUCCAGACAAAGCAACAUUAUAUGUCGUCGCCAUUGAGGAUCGGCAAUACAAAGACUUCAAAAUCCACUGGUGGGAGAACGUCUACGGUUUUGAUAUGACGUCCAUUCGGAAUGUGGCCAUGAUGGAACCACUGGUGGAUAUAGUGGAUCCCAAACAACUCGUGACCAACUCCUGCCUUAUUAAGGAAGUGGAUAUCUACACUGUAAAGCCUGAAGACCUGACCUUCACCUCGGCCUUCUGCCUACAGAUUCAGAGGAACGAUUAUGUUCACGCCCUCGUCACAUACUUUAACAUUGAGUUUACAAAGUGUCACAAGAAGACCGGCUUUUCAACAGCUCCGGAUGGUCCCAGCACUCACUGGAAACAGACAGUAUUUUAUCUGGAGGAUUACUUAACCGUGAGGAGAGGGGAGGAAAUCCUGGGCAGCAUCACUGUAAAGCCCAACGAAAAUAAUGAGCGUGACUUGGAUUUCACCUUCGAACUAGAUUUUAAAGGGCAGCUCUGCGACGCGGCCAUCUCCCACGACUACAAAAUGCGGUAAAGGCCGAGAUGUGAUCCUGUGUCGGGGCACGGUUUCCCACAGAUUCAGCAGAGAGACAGACUGUUACCUCACUGCCUCUGUCUGGAUGCAAGAGAACGAACCGCAGGGCCCUUCGAUGAUGUCAUCAGUGCCGGUCCAGCACUUAAAGCAAUAGCGCCAUCACUCUGUCACCCUUUGAAAAGGACAUGCAGUAUAGACUGAAAAAAAUCACUUUGAAUGUAAAUGAUAAUGAGUUUGAGAAUGUUCUAGUUUGUUUAUUGUAGUAUUAUAACAUAGAAAAGCAUCACUGAACAGUACAUUAUAUGAAGAUAAAAUAUAACACAACACUGCCUCAUAGAAUAAAAGAUUUGAGAUGUUAAAAAAAGAGCAUGGGCAACAUUUACAGUUAGAUCUACAGUAGACAGCUGUUUGUUGUUUUGAUGUUUUGCUUAUUUUAGUGCAUUUUAUAUCUUUAUUUCUUUAGUGUUGUUGAAUAACGUGACCACUGGAAUGUCUUCUAUUCUUCAUUCUUUAUUUAUUUAAUUUAUUCAUUUUUUGUUGAAGAUUUACAGAGAGCAGCUAAACUAUUUUAAAUCAUUCUUAUCUAUAGCAGGAUGUAAAAAUAAUAGUUUUAGUAAUAUUAAGAGUUUAGCUUGGCGCAUCAUUGGUUAAGUUUUCCUGUUAAACGAUUAGGUUAUCGUCACAAACAACCAGCUCAAAGCAGCAAAAUAGUUGCACUUGAAGUUGCGGAGCAAUUGAAGACAAUGAAACUGGCUUGAUGUUUACCACCAACCAGCCAAUGUUCUCGCCACAAGAGAUUUAUCAAUUGAACUGACUGUGCAAAUAUUUACUGAUUGAAAUAAACAGUUUAAGGUGAGGAAUAUUUUAGAAGAGUUGUAUGAGGCAAUGGGAAUGCUAAAUAAACAGAAAAAAAACAUA